AUGCUAGCCGCCUUGAGCCCAUGGGAAUUAUCGCAGAGACGGGGUUUGGGGACCACCACUGAGAAGUCCUCGGGCCUAAACACAUGUUCGGUUGCCUCUUAUUUCGACGGCAUGAAUUCAUGCUCACCUCGAGGAGUGCUGGUUUGGCCCACAUCAUCCGACCCAGAGAUGAUUUGGUCUGCCUGCUCCGGCAACCAGACUUCUGUACCCUGUCCUCAGGUUACUCAUGAGGUCUCGAUUCCGUAG
This is a messenger RNA of Protopolystoma xenopodis, 246 nucleotides long. The record is from the annotation of a GenBank genome assembly. Lineage: Eukaryota; Metazoa; Platyhelminthes; Monogenea; Polystomatidea; Polystomatidae.